AUGGCCCUUGGAGAUUCCCAAAUGGUGGGGAUCCCCAAGAAACCUGUCCCUGGAGAUGCCCACCAACGCUCCCCCAGCCAUGACCCUGCGUCCUGGAAGUUUCAGCUCCUGGCCUGUCCUGAGGUGAGGGCAUUAGACGAACAUGUCCUGCAGCUGGCACCGAGGUACCUGCGGAGCGAGUGCAGCCAGAUGCAGUGGCUGAUGCUCAAUGCCCUCAUCACCACCUGCAACGAGCCCUCGAAGGCCAAAAGCAUGUGGAUCCUGCAGGAAAGCCUCCUGGAGCUACUGCAGGACCUAGAUGACGAGGUGGUCGAAACGAACCUCUCCUUGCUCAAAAUGAUGCUCCAGGCUGCCAACAGCCCAGUUUGCAGCACCCUCGUUCUGGAGCUGACUGGGAGGCUCCAGCCACUCUUUCACCACACCACCAGCAGUGUGCAGCUGCUCUCCCUUGAGCUCUUCCAACGUCUGAUGCAGUCUGUCAACAAAAAGGAAAGACAGCCGAUGAAGACACGGGUGUAUGAGAACGUGAUCGAACUGCUCUGCCUCCUGCAUGCCGAGAGCCCGGAGGUGGCAGAGGCCUCUCGGGUAACCCUGCUUGGAGCUGCCGCCUUCCUGAAGAAGAGGAGGCUCAGAAAGCUCCUGGAGAAGAGGAAGACAUUGGAAGUGGGCAAUGUCCCCUGUCCGUCUGCAGCUGUCAGGGUGCGGCAGCAGAGCCGCGCACUAUGUGCAGCAGGCAGCGCGGUGCCUUUGGAGCCAUCAGCAGCCCAUACGAGAGGCGGCCGUCAGGUUCCUGGGUGCAUUACCCAGCCUCUCUACAUCUUUGAAUGA
Molecule: messenger RNA, 828 nt
Organism: Colius striatus (speckled mousebird)
Lineage: Eukaryota; Metazoa; Chordata; Aves; Coliiformes; Coliidae
Exons: 5
Coding region: 1-828 (275 amino acids)
Cellular component (GO): cytoplasm
Source: RefSeq, a predicted model, not a curated record